CGAGUGACUAUUUUUGGUAAUUUCCGCACACUUUGCAAAUGGCCACCCUCCUGUACGUCAGUUAGAUCAAGAACCAUGUGGUCUUUACUCAGCCAAUCAGAAGAGAUCACCCUACAUCACAGAUCACAUGACUGUGGCGUUCGACCAAUCAGCAGAGACCUGGAGUCCAUCUAACUUUCUCUUUCCACUGAUGGCGCUAAAAGACGCUAAAGAGACCGAGCUGCCCGUAAAUUUCUGUACUAAACUUCGAAACUAGCCAUGGCAAUGUCUGCCCGCAUGUUUUAUGCCAAGAAGCAGAAUACUGUCGUGCCCACCCACCCUGCCAUCAGUGAUGAUGAUGAGGAGGAUGAUGAUGAUGUGGCAGACCCUGAUUUUGUCCCACCCACCCACAACCAGGACAUUCCAUGUAGUGAUACUGACCCCUCUGCCAGGAGGAAAUGGAUCCAGCCUGUGGUGGAAGUGCUCCAAGAAAAUGACAGUGAGGACAGUGAGUACAGUGAGGAUGACAAUGAUGAUGAUGAUGACGAUGAUGAUGAUAAUGUGCAGCCAGCAGUACAAGCCCAGAGGCCAAGGCCUGGCAAGUCAGCACCCAGGCCAACCACUUGGCAUAAAGUUGACCUGAACAACACAGCCCUUCCUGAAUACCAGCACGCUGCCCCAGACUACAUUGACAUGCCUUUUCAGUACUUUAUUAGGUACUUUGAUGCCCAAAUAAUCAGUCACAUAACAUAUCAGACAAACUUGUAUGCUGCUCAAAAGGACAUCAACACCACUUUCUCCACCAAUGAGAAUGAAAUAAUGACCUUUCUGGCCAUCCUCAUCUAUAUGGGUGUUGUUCAGCUCCCCUCUGUUGAAGAUUACUGGGCCAUGGAAACCACGGUCCCUCAAGUUGCCGACCUGAUGUCAUCAAAGAGGUUCAGGCUGCUGAAAAGGGUUAUCCACUUCAAUGACAACACUCAGAUCCCUGGCACCAGCGACCGUUUCUUCAAAGUCCGGCCCCUGUUCAGCUAUCUCAAUAAUGCCUUCAGGCGUGAGCCACAGACCCCCAAACAGUCUGUAGAUGAGGUUAUGGUUGCCUACAAAGGGAAGACAGCUGGCAACCUAAGGCAAUAUAUCAAAAGCAAGCCAGACAAGUGGGGUUUUAAGUUGUUCGCGAGGGCUUCUGAGGACGGCUUCAUCCAUGACAUGGUGCUCUACCAGGGCAAAACUACCCUGGAGGCCCAUGAUGUACCCCAGACGCCUGAACAAAAAGUGCUGGGUGCCACCAGUCAGAUUGUUGCUGUCCUGGCAAGUACCAUGUCCUCCCCCACCACCACAGCCAUCUUUGCUGACAACUUUUUUACCAGCAUGGAGCUAGUGCGGUACCUCAGAGAUCAGAAUUGCAGGUACACAGGGACAGCAAGGGACAAUAGAAUAAAAAAUCCUCCACUCAAGUCCAUCAAGGAGAUGGAGAAGAAGGCUGUACCCCGUGGCACUUAUGACUAUGCUACCAGUGAUGAUGGGAUACUGGCCGUCAGAUGGAAGGACAACAGAACGGUCACUCUGCUGUCAACAGACAUGGGGGUGGAGCCGAUGUCCUCAGUCAUUAGGUACUGCAGUGAGACCAAGAUGAAGGAGCCUGUGAGCUGUCCAGCCGUCAUCAAGAGCUAUAACGCCAACAUGGGGGGCAUUGAUAAAAGUGACAUGUUGGUACACCUCUACCGCACCCCCAUGAAGUCCAAGAGACGGGAUAGUAUGGCCCUUGGAGUGAAAGACCAGUCUCUGAAAGAUUUCAGAAUCCAGGUGUUCAGGGGUGCCAGCGGCCAGACAUCUGCCAAAUCAAGCUCCAGAAGAAGCUCAUCCUCAUCUGUUGAAAGCCUGAGCAUGUAUGUCGCUGUACCUGAGCCUGUGCGGGGACACCGCAGCCACACACCAAAUGAGGCUGUGCGCUUUGACCUGUCCCUCUUCCAUGCCCCUGUACAUGACGCCAGACCUGCAAGUACUGCAGCCGGAAAGGCAACAUUGUGA
This is a messenger RNA of Acanthopagrus latus (yellowfin seabream), 2007 nucleotides long. Its product is annotated as piggyBac transposable element-derived protein 3-like. Gene Ontology annotation, molecular function: sequence-specific DNA binding. The record is from RefSeq and is a predicted model, not a curated record. The coding region runs from base 259 to 2007 and encodes 582 amino acids. The transcript has 3 exons. NCBI's taxonomy places the organism in Eukaryota, Metazoa, Chordata, Actinopteri, Spariformes, Sparidae.